Molecule: messenger RNA, 1019 nt
Organism: Eubalaena glacialis (North Atlantic right whale)
Lineage: Eukaryota; Metazoa; Chordata; Mammalia; Artiodactyla; Balaenidae
Gene: RMP24
Product: chromosome 15 C18orf21 homolog
Exons: 5
Coding region: 49-636 (195 amino acids)
Source: RefSeq, a predicted model, not a curated record
UUCCGGAGUCUCUUUUUGUCACCGGGUCUCAGCGGUGUGGAGGUGGCUAUGAGGCAGAAGCACUACCUUGAGGCUGCGGCGCGGAAACUACAAGAUAGCUGCCCGGGCCAGGCCCGCUAUCUCCUCUGGGCCUACAGUUCGUCACACGAUGAUAAAAGCACUUUUGAAGGAACAUGUCCAUACUGUUUCCAGUUGCUGGUUCAGGAUAAGUCUCGAGUACGUCUCAAACCCAAACCCAGACUGACACCCAAAAUACAGAAACUUCUUAAUCGAGAAGCAAGAAAUUAUACACUCAGUUUUAAAGAAGCAAAAAUUUUGAAAAAGUACAAAGACUCCAAAAGUGUAUUGUUGAUUACUUGUAAAACGUGCAACAGAACAGUUAAACAUCAUGGUAAAAGUAGAAGCUUUCUAUCAACAUUGAAGAGCAAUCCUACCACUCCUGCGAGUAAACUCGGCCUAAAGACCCCAGAGAGAAAGACUCUAAGUUCUGCAAAGCUAAAUCAUGAUAUGUCUGGUUCCAAAGCCAAGAGCCCAGCAUUGAUUUUCAGCUACAUCUGGACAGUCAACACCCAUUUGCUCCUCAAAGAAUGUGAGCAAAACAAAGAAACACUUCUCUCAACUAAAAAUGUUGCUUAGUCAGAGUGAAUCUGAAAAGAAUCCAAAGGUGGACUUCAGAAAUUUCUUAUCUUCUUUGUAAAGGAUCGACUAUGAAAAUAAGAAAUGUUUAAUGUAAUUUCUGAAACUAAAGUUAGAAAACCUGCUUUUUAAAGAACUUAUUCUUAAAAUACAUGAAAACUAGGAUUCAAGAGCAAACUUUUCUUGGCAUUCUUCAGUGUUUAUGGAGAAAAUACCUCGUUAGAAUGAAAAACUGAAACCUGCCUACCUCACCAGGUGAUUGUGAGGAUCAAAAUUAUAUGAAAGGUCCUUGUAAGUAGUAAAGAUAUACAUGGAAUUGAGUGGUUAUAUUAUUAUUUUCUCCUCCCUUAAGUUUUCAUUAUUUAUGUCAUUUUCUUUCAUAA